Molecule: messenger RNA, 864 nt
Organism: Dioscorea cayenensis subsp. rotundata (Guinea yam)
Lineage: Eukaryota; Viridiplantae; Streptophyta; Magnoliopsida; Dioscoreales; Dioscoreaceae
Exons: 3
Coding region: 1-864 (287 amino acids)
Source: RefSeq, a predicted model, not a curated record
AUGCAUGCAGAAGAAAAAGUGACCCCAACACGAGCAGGAGAGGCUAGCGGAAGAAAAAGUAUAGAUACUCCCACUAGUGCUGAAGAAGAGGCUGCUACUAUUCUAAGUGAAGUUCUGGGUGAUCUACACCGACAUGCUGAAGCACCUAUAGAAAAAGAACAUGUCGUAGCACCGGUUACAACAUCUUCUGCAACAUCUGACAGUUCACAUAGUUCUGAUGAGAUCCCACUCAAAGAUCGUGUUGCCCAAAUUGCUAAAGGGAAGAAAGCAAGGGAGAAACCAUCAGUAAGUUCUAAGAAAGAAAAGAAGAAGAAGGUAACCCAACAGGCAAAAGACGGUGAUGAAGAAAGAUUCCUUGAUAAAGCAUCCAAGAAGAAGUUUGAGUCUGUUGAAGAGAGAGGUAUUGUGGUUGAAAGAAUGAUUGAUGAGUUGGCAUUUGAGAAGUUUGUGCUGAUUAAGUUAUUGCAAGAAAGGAGUCUAUACAAGUCUGCAACAUUUCCAGAAAGUUACAGUUUGUCUUUAGUUCAGGAAUUCUACAGUAAUCUACUGCCAUCUGACAAAGGCAUCACUAGACUUUAUGUUCGAGGUAAGUGGAUUCCUUUUACUCCAGCUUGCCUAAACAGAUUCCUGGAGUUUAAACUAGAGGUGAAGGGCAACUAUGAAGAAGGGCUGGAGCUGAAUGAGGAAAAUUGGUUACCAGUCCCACACAACUCUAAUAUAGUAAAGGAACUCGCACUGUUAUUGUUUGCUAUUGGAACUGGCAAGAAGUUUAAUUUGGGAAGGCUGAUCUUCCAAACUAUUGUGAAAGAAGCUGACUACACAAGCUCCUCAACAUCACUUGGGUAUCCUGGACUGCUGUCGUAG